AAGAACAGAUGCUAACUUCACCAAGAGCUGCACCUGGAACGAGAAUAUCCAAUAUAUACCAUGACGAUGCUGAAAAGCCAAUCGGCAAAUAUUGCGAUCAGAUUGAUCAUAAUGAUCCUGCUUUUUGCCGUUUCGUAGAAGAAACUAUUUAUAAAACUCAAGAUAAAACUGAAGAUAGAGAAGAAAAUAAUUUAACACCUAAUUGA
Racocetra fulgida is the source of this 206-nucleotide messenger RNA. Lineage: Eukaryota; Fungi; Glomeromycota; Glomeromycetes; Diversisporales; Gigasporaceae. The record is from the annotation of a GenBank genome assembly.